Molecule: messenger RNA, 7397 nt
Organism: Chinchilla lanigera (long-tailed chinchilla)
Lineage: Eukaryota; Metazoa; Chordata; Mammalia; Rodentia; Chinchillidae
Gene: Flrt2
Product: fibronectin leucine rich transmembrane protein 2
Exons: 3
Coding region: 1096-3078 (660 amino acids)
Molecular function (GO): protein binding
Source: RefSeq, a predicted model, not a curated record
CCCUGGCGUCUUGCCCUGCGAGUGCCCUAGACAGCUACAGGCCCACACUGGGAACGCACGUGAACAAAGCUCUCGCCCCCGGAGCCGCCUGCGGUUUCCUAGUGGAUUCCAGCUUCUCCGGGGAGUGUGGGGCGCACAUAGGGUUAAGUUAGUUCCCUCCCUGAUAGGAGGGGGAGGAGGGGGAGGGGAAAGAGAACAUACUGUCUCAGACUGGGUACCUUGUAGUUAGUUGUAUGUUGGAAACCUGUCGCCUUCGCUUGCGCGUUCGGUAUCAUCCAUCGUCACCGCGGAGCAAGGUGCGCUUGGAGAUAACAUCGGUGCCUGCAAUCUCUAUCUCCGCUCCGAGGCACUGACUUGGCCCGGCUCGGGGUGCACCUCCCUUACCAGCAGCAAGCGUCCAGCAGCGGCGAGGCGGCAUCUCCGCCUGGUCCACCAAGCCCGGGGACCAGGGUGGCAGUUCUCAACGAUGGGCAGGAGGGACCUUGGCGGCGACCCCUAAAACAAUACCAUGCCCCGGGAGCCCCACUGCUGCCGAGCCAGCUUCUUCCCUUUUCACCUCCCCGACCCUGUCGGAUUCGGAUGAGCCCAUUGCGAGGAGACGCGGCCGCCAGUUGUUUGGAUUUCUCCCAAAGUAUUUGUGGCUGAAAUUCCUUUUGGACUCUGAGCUGCCUUUUUCGCAUAAGCUUUGGACUGGAAUCAAUAGAAUGUCAAGAUGCCAGGCACAUUCUGCCUAAUAGCAGAUUGAAGCUUGUGAUUAACCAGGAAAUCCAUAGCCUGACCCCCAACAGAAGACGGGAGUUCUGUCCACUUGAUUUGGGCGAGUGUUGUUCCUGCUUAUAGCUUGCCAUCGCCUGCUGCCUGUGUGGAAAAUUCUCCCCACUGAAUUUGUUUGCACAUGGAGCACAGCAACAAAGAGGGCAACACAGGCUGAAGAGAGCAGAGACAUCGGGAAGGUUAUUUUAACAUCUGCCCUCAGGACAUUCUCUCUCGCUGGAGUUCUGGACUUUGGCAGAACCCUGCCCAUUCUGAUUUUACUGCCUGGUUUUUAUUUUUUCUUCUCCCUGCCACAUUGUAUUUCAUUUCUGUAUUUCAGAAAUGGGCCUACAGACCACAAAGUGGCCCGGCCAUAGGGCUUUUUUCCUGAAAUCUUGGCUUCUAAUUUCCCUGGGGCUCUAUUCACAAAUGUCAAAACUCCUGGCCUGCCCUAGCGUGUGCCGCUGUGACAGGAACUUUGUCUACUGUAACGAGCGAAGCUUGACCUCAGUGCCUCUUGGGAUCCCGGAGGGCGUAACCGUACUCUACCUCCACAACAACCAAAUUAAUAAUGCUGGAUUUCCUGCAGAGCUGCACAGCAUCCAGUCCGUGCACACGGUCUACCUUUACGGCAACCAACUGGAUGAAUUCCCCAUGAACCUUCCCAAGAAUGUCCGAGUCCUCCAUCUGCAGGAAAACAACAUUCAGACCAUUUCUCGAGCUGCUCUUGCUCAGCUCCUGAAGCUCGAAGAGCUACACCUGGAUGACAACUCUAUCUCCACAGUGGGGGUGGAAGACGGGGCCUUCCGGGAAGCUAUAAGUCUCAAAUUGUUAUUUCUGUCCAAGAACCAUCUGAGCAGUGUGCCUGUCGGGCUUCCUGUGGACCUACAGGAACUCAGAGUGGACGAGAACCGAAUUGCUGUCAUAUCAGACAUGGCCUUUCAAAACCUCACGAGCUUGGAGCGUCUGAUUGUGGAUGGGAACCUCCUGACCAACAAGGGCAUUGCUGAAGGAACCUUCAGCCAUCUCACCAAGCUCAAGGAGUUUUCAAUAGUCCGCAACUCGCUCUCCCACCCCCCUCCUGAUCUCCCAGGUACGCAUCUGCUCCGGCUCUAUUUGCAGGACAACCAGAUAAACCACAUCCCUUUGACGGCCUUCUCCAACCUCCGGAAGCUGGAACGGCUGGAUAUAUCCAACAACCAGCUGCGAAUGUUGACCCAGGGGGUCUUCGAUAAUCUCUCCAACCUGAAGCAGCUCACUGCUCGGAAUAACCCUUGGUUUUGUGACUGCAGUAUUAAAUGGGUCACGGAAUGGCUCAAGUACAUCCCUUCAUCUCUCAACGUGCGGGGUUUCAUGUGCCAAGGUCCUGAACAAGUCAGGGGGAUGGCUGUUAGGGAGCUGAAUAUGAAUCUUCUGUCAUGUCCCACCACAACCCCGGGCCUGCCUCUUUUCACCCCAGCCCCAAGUACAGUUUCCCCUGUGACUCAGUCUCCCACCCUCUCUAUUCCAACCCCGAGCAGAGGCUACACGCCCCCAGCUCCUACCACAUCCAAACUCCCCACCAUUCCGGACUGGGAUGGCAGAGAAAGAGUGACUCCCCCCAUUUCUGAGCGGAUCCAACUCUCCAUCCACUUCGUGAAUGAUACUUCCAUUCAAGUCAGCUGGCUCUCUCUCUUUAGUGUGAUGGCGUACAAACUCACGUGGGUGAAAAUGGGCCACAGUCUGGUAGGGGGCAUCGUGCAGGAACGCAUUGUCAGUGGGGAGAAGCAGCACCUGAGCCUGGUUAACUUAGAGCCCAAAUCCACCUAUCGGAUUUGUUUAGUGCCACUGGAUGCUUUUAACUACCGUGCCAUGGAAGACACCAUCUGUUCUGAGGCCACCACCCACGCCUCCUAUUUGAACAAUGGCAGCAACACUGCUUCUAGCCAUGAGCAGACGACAUCCCACAGCAUGGGUUCCCCUUUUCUGCUGGCGGGCUUGAUUGGGGGUGCAGUGAUAUUUGUGCUCGUGGUCUUGCUCAGCAUCUUUUGCUGGCACAUGCACAAAAAGGGGCGUUACACCUCCCAGAAGUGGAAAUACAAUCGGGGCCGGCGGAAAGAUGAUUAUUGUGAGGCAGGUACCAAGAAGGACAACUCCAUCCUGGAGAUGACGGAAACUAGUUUUCAGAUUGUCUCCUUAAAUAACGAUCAGCUCCUUAAAGGAGAUUUCAGACUACAGCCCAUUUACACCCCAAACGGGGGCAUUAAUUACACAGACUGCCAUAUCCCCAACAACAUGCGAUACUGCAACAGCAGCGUGCCAGACCUGGAGCACUGCCAUAUGUAACAGCCAGACGCCCGGCAACAGCAAGGCGGACAACCAAACUCUUAGGCACGCACACGUGUGUGCACACAAAGACACGCGAAUUACAUUUGAUAAAUGUUACACAAAUGCAUUUGUGCAUUUGAAUACUCUGUAAUUUAUACGGUGUACUAUAUAAUGGGAUUUAAAAAAGUGCUAUCUUUUCUAUUUCGAGUUAAUUACAAACAGUUUUGUAACUCUUUGCUUUUUAAACCUUAAAAAACAGUUGCUGAAGUACUGUACAGGGUUGUACAAUGAGAACCCAUCGCCAAGGCAAAAGAAAGAACGAUUCUUCCUUAUGACGCACAUUAGCCACUUUGCUGUUGGCGCUGUCAGAAUAAUUCCUUUCUUAGAGCUGAGGAUCAGGUGAAAGGGCAGGUUCAGAUGGACUCCUUAGGGUAAGAAGAAUAAUAUGGAUAUAGCGAGAAAUGGCCCAGAUAUUUUCAUGCUAUUUCUGUACCUCCUGGUCUGGAAGAAAAGUAAGAAACUGCAUAAUAUAAAAAGGAAGGUAGUUACCCUGCUUUGAUCCCAAGCAGGAAAUGCAGAGAACAUCAAGAGGAGAGGAGUUCCCAUAAGAUAAGUUAACCUAACCUGACAGAUUCGAGAAAAUCCAAAGGAGAUUUGCAAAGAUCUUAAAACCCAGCGGUUGGCUUUCUGAUUGGGAAUAUAAAAAUCACUCUGCAUGCUUCUCUGGUCCUAUGUGAUAACAGCUAGAGACUUGAAUAUGAUUUCAGUCAUCUUCAGGGACAAGUACGAUCAGUCCUAGCAAGAAAACUCCCUUAAAACGUGUCACUAUUUAAACCAUAUGUCAGGUUGAAUCACAUUCAACAGAGAUAUAUUCUAGAAUACUUUUUUAGAAGAGGAUAAUAAAAUAAUUGGAAGAAUUAUAUUGAAUGGAAUUAUUUUUGAUAACAAGAAUUAUUUGGGUAGUUUCACUGAGGCUAUAUCAACAUGAUAUUUAGACCAACAAAAGAAAGUGUUUGGAAUACAUUAAAAUGAUGUAUUUUAAAAAUUAUUGAUAGACAAAAUGAUUGAUGAGUGGUUCUAUUAUAUUGUAUCAACUGAUUUCAUUAGUAUCAUGUUGAAAUAGCUUGAAUUAAUACCUGUACCCCGUCCCAAAUUCUUGUCUUCCAAUCAUCUUGCAUAUAUUUUUGUAAUUAAGUUGUUUAUGCCACCUUUGUUUUUUCUUCCUCUGCUCAAUAUUUUAAAAAAAUUAUGGAUACAAGUUUGGGUUGCACAAAAUAUUCAUAUGAACUCUUACAUCUUAAAAUGCAUACUAAUUUCCACUGCUGAUAAAGACACAUCAAAAAUAGAUAAGAGAAUGCAUAUUUUUAAAAGCAAUACCAGGUUUUCACUUUAGAUUGACAUUGACUCUAUUCCACGUUUGAAUCCAUUUGUUCUUCUUCAAUCGUGGAUGUCUCUCUGAUUUGGGUUUAAUUAAUCUCAUAUUAGCAGGACCACUGAUAAAAAAUGAACAAGUCGGAGAAUUAAGGCUUUCCCUAAUUUUGUCAGAGCAGGGCUAAUGCAGAAGGCAUAGAAAAAAGAGGGACGUUUAUGUUUAAUACUAGGUAUUUUUGAAGUAACGUCCAUCUUCAAAAGACAUAUAUGAUUUAAUUUAAUCCUUGGCAUCCUUUAGAUGUAGAAGGGCUAUAGAUCGCAGACAUUAUUUUUUAAAGAAAAUACACCCUUGGAAAAUUCAUUUCAAAAUUACUUUGAGAAAUUUCACUCUGUGUUCCAUAUUUUAUUUAUACUAGAGACUCAUGAAGUGUGUGUCACCGUCAUCUUGCUUUCUCUCUCUUUUUCAGCAAAAUAAAACUGUGAUAUGUCUUCUUUGUAAACGUGUAGGUAUAAAAUGCUAUGCAAGUUUUUCUUUAUAGUAAGAGCUUUAUUUUCUUUAGUAAUAUACCCCAACUUAUAUGUUUUAAUCUCCUUCAUCCCUCAGAGUAAGCAGAAAAUCUAACUGAAGCUGUAAUGUUAUAGACACAAGAAUUAAAACUGCAGUCAGUAGAGCUGAACUUAGCUAUGACUUAAUUUAAAUUAAUUCUGAAGUGACUCUGGUUUCCAUUUUAGGCUAUUAGCUAGAGGGUUUUGGCUGUUGUUGUUUUAAAGCUAGGUCCACACAGUGAAGGGAUAAGACAAUCUGUAAAGAUGAUCAGUGUAGCGGUAAGCCAUUGAAAAUCAGGACAAUGACAUGGGGGCUUUUGUGUACGUAGCUGGAUAGUUCCCUUCCAUUGUCCUCUUGCCCUGGCUGUGUAGAUAAACCUGUGUUCAAAUGUGGUACUUUUACUUUUGAGGGUUUUAAUUUCUGUUAGCCACAAAAUAAUCAUUUUCAUGUAUUUGUAUUGUAUGUUUAACUCCUGGUGGGAUUUUCAGCUUUUGAAACGUCUUUCCUUUGGGCCAGGAAAAACACGAAUGGAGAGUUUCCUAUAAUAUUUUGUCAGAUUUGCAGAAGUAUUCGGGCUUCAAGUGGUACAUGGAGCCUCAGUCAUGUGAAAUGGUGAGAAUGGCCUGAAAGAGUCUCUCUCCUAGCAGGUGUUCCUCAAAAUACGGAAGUCAGUCACAGCCUUUAUUAUGAUCUUGUGUGCAGCAUGACCAAGAUGGCUACAAUUAAAAUCAGAGCUCUUUUUUGUAAUAAUAUACCUGGGGCUCUCACCUACACCUGGAUAGAGAGCACAUCAUGGAAUCUGUAAUAGCUAAUGUAUCUCAUGAAAAUUGCUGAACAUGGUUUAUGUCUUGACUGACAUUUUAAAUCUGGAGAAUAUGUUUUGCAGGUACAUCCACUCUGUACCUGGGCCUCUCUCGCUGUCAUCAGUAUGUGUUCUGAUGUGAUUAGUGAAGAGUCAAGGCUGACACUGGGGGCCAAGGUCAUAGAACAAAGCCGGCUUAUAAAGAAGUUGCUAUUAUCUGACCAACUGAGAUGUUGUUGACUCUUGUCACUGUACAGACAACAUUCCAAAAACAAAAGGCGUACCCAUGUUCACACAGUUAUUACACAUAGUUCCUCGUAUCCAGGAUAGUCACUAACACCCUUUUGUCAGGGGAGAUGUGUGUGAUCAUGGAGUCGUCAGGUGCAUUGCCAGCACACUGCCAGGGAAAAUGACAGGCUGUGAUAGGACGGUGUUCUUCUGACUGUUCUGUGUACACAAAGUGGGAAAUGGUCUCCCUUGUGGGAGAUAAUGCAAUUUCUAACUAUCCAGAUGUUUAUUGAAACUUUUAGACAUUUCCCCCUCGAUUCUGGUAAAAAGUCGUAAUGAAGUAGCCGAUAUUACAAUUCCAUGUUCUACUAAUGUGGAUCUCAGUGGUCUUAGUCAUUUCGCAUAAGUCAGAGCUCCCUUCUCCCCUGGGGAAGACAGGCCCCUCAGGUUGGGACCAAAGCCUCCUAUUGAAACACAAGGCACCUUUGUCCUCUGCAGGCAGCAGGUGCUGCACUGACCAGCAGAUCUCAGCUGUAGUGUCUGGAGCAGCCUUGACAGUGAAGUGGUUAAUUAUCUUAGAUGUCUUUGUUGAUAGCAUUUUUGUCUAACCUAUAACAAGAAGACAUUAUACUUUACUUUACAACAUGAGAAUAACACAUUUGCUCAUAACUUUCCAGCAUAGGAAAGAAAAGCAUAAAAGUGUGUCCAAUAGGGAAAAUAAUACAUAUACAGAACACAAUUCCCAGUUCUUGGUCUUUUUGAAUCUUGCCUGGUACUCUUCUUUAUGUUAAAAUACUAAUGAUAGGAAGCUCUAGCUUAUAUCCCUCUCCAGUAUCUUCAGCAAGGUUGAAAGACAAUUGCUGGCAAUGGGGAUGCUUUUCACUGAUUGUGGGGGGAAAGUUUUGUAUGUAUAUGAUACUGUUGCUAAGACACAGGGGAUUCUUUUACUGUAGUUUUUGUUUUCAUAGCUGCACACCCGGUAGAAGAGCACAAAGCAAGGCCAUUGCAAUAGGCAUUUUAAUUAGUAUAAAACACCCACAUGUGUGCACACAAAUAUACAUGGGGGCGUGUUCCAAAAUGUCCAUGGAUGUAAGAUUUGUUAGCAGUUAAGGCAAGGUGAGGCAUCACCACUGCGUGUCACCCACAGGACCAAUAUUAUAUUCACUGAGAGUUAAUCCUGAUGAUUUGCUAUUGUUUGAACCAUAUGUUGAUUUGCUUCUGGUUUGUGUUUGGUGUGUUCUCUCUGACAAGGGGCUGCGAGGGGCUGGAAGAUUCUGCACCACAUCCUCUGAGACCUACCGUGUCGCACACUUUGUUAACUGCAAACUUCACUCUACACUAUACAGUACCUUGUUGAUAUAUUGAGUAAAGGCUUAUUUUAAAAGAAAA